This is a messenger RNA of Talaromyces amestolkiae, 4113 nucleotides long. RefSeq lists its product as uncharacterized. Bases 1 to 4113 code for a protein of 1370 amino acids. The record is from RefSeq and is a predicted model, not a curated record. Gene Ontology annotation, biological process: secondary metabolite biosynthetic process; fatty acid biosynthetic process. NCBI's taxonomy places the organism in Eukaryota, Fungi, Ascomycota, Eurotiomycetes, Eurotiales, Trichocomaceae. Gene Ontology annotation, molecular function: phosphopantetheine binding; fatty acid synthase activity; oxidoreductase activity. The transcript is spliced from 5 exons.
AUGCUUCAGAUUGUCCCAUGCAUGGUUGAAUUAUCUAGAAUCAUGCGGAAAGUCGGUAUUCGUUUGUAUACUUUACCGUGCACUGUGCGAGAAACGCUCGCUCGUACAAGACUGCUAGAUGAUGAAUUGAGUAGUUGGCUUCGAUCGCUCCCACCCCAUCUUCGGUCAACAGAAUCGUCGGCUAGCAGAUUAUCACUGAAGCCUAAGCGCUCCUCUUACUAUAUCAAGAAGCAAUAUGUUGUGUUAAUGAUACGUUACUAUAAUCUUCGAAUGGUACUUCAUGGCAAAUUCUUCACCCUCCUGGAAAAAAUCGAUCCGGACCUGCAAUGGGAAGUACGCGAUUGUCAAGAGAAGUGCAUUGACUCCGCAGGCCAGGCGAUUGAUCUUAUAUAUGACGCAUUUAACAACGACAGCUUCUUUCAAACUUGGUGGUACAAUUCAACUUAUACGCUAUUUGCAGCGAGCAUUCUACUUACGGCGGUCUUCCACAAAUUUGCAAAAACCAAGCAAUAUCUGCAAUACCUGUUUCAAAAAAUUGACCGUGCCAUUGCCGUCCUCGAGGGCAUGGAAGAAUGUGUUGUCACUCGAAAUGCCACGCUGAUUAUCAAGCGAACGCUUACACGCGCGAAGAAAGUGCCUCAGAUGGUCACAUUUGACACGUACAGCACUGCGUCUCGGCAAAAUACCACUAUCAUGCUCGAGAGUGAUGAAAUGGAGGAUGACGAUAGCAUGCAAAGGUGUGCAAUUCAAGCUGCAGAAUUUGCUCGAAUUCUGGCCUUGAAGUCCCCAGGGCUGCGUAUCCUUGAAAUUGGCGCCGGGAUAGGAGGAACUACCCUUCCUGUUUUACAAGCUCUGAGCAGGUCAGGUGAAAAUCUGUGCUCUCAUUAUCGCUUUACAGAUAUCUCGAUGGGAUUCUUUGGUAAUGCGGAGAAGAAGCUGGAAAAGUGGCAUGGGCUCGUUCAAUACCAGAAGUUGGAUAUCGAAAACGAUCCAGCGCAACAAGGCUUUCAACCGGCAGACUAUGACCUCGUGAUUGCGGCAAAUGUCCUUCACGCCACCACCUAUAUUGACAAGACAGUCAAAAAUGUGAGGCAGCUACUAAAGCCAGGAGGAAAAUUAUUACUGCUUGAGAGUACACAACCGACUGUCCACCGCUCAUUUGUUUUCGGCUCACUCCCGGGCUGGUGGCUAGGAGCGACGCAGCGCUGCAAGGACAGCCCAUUGUUGAGCGAAGAAGAAUGGAACAUUACUCUCCGCAACUCGGGAUUUAGUGGCUUAGAUUCGAUUUUACAUUCGUAUCCGGAUGCAGAAUUUCAAACUGAUAGUUUGAUUAUCUCCACUGCAAGACGCAACGACGCGCAUGCGAUUGAUACGGUCAACCUGGCAUUGGUUUUGACAAGUGCUCAGCUAUCAAAGCAAGAUGAAAGCCCAGGUUAUAGGAUUUCCCAGCACAUUUGUUCCAUGUCGUCAAAAUAUACAAUCCAGAUGUCCUCACUCGGAGAUAGCAGCUUACAUGAUCGAAUGUGCAUCAUGUUGACUGAUUUAGACGAACCGUUGCUAAGCAACCUCAACCACGCGAUCUUUGAAAAUCUGAAGCACAUCUGUAAGAUCGCCCGUGAAGUCAUUUGGAUAACGCGGGGAGCGACUGGUCAAAGCCGUAACCCACUGUCGAGUUUGACGCUAGGGCUGGCUCGAGUACUGAGAAAUGAGAACUCUCAUGUACCGAUCAUCACCGUUGAUCUUGAUGCAGAAUACGAGACACCCUCCCAGGACAUGGCCGGGAAAAUCUGGACCUUCAUGCAACAUUAUCUUUCUGACCGACGAAAAGGCGGUAUGGAAUGGUGUGAGCGCAAUGGGAAAUGGUUCGUUCCUCGUUUGGUUGAGGAUACAGCGACGACGGAAUUCGUUCGUUCCCAUUCGGUGAAUUAUCCACCUGGUGUGGCUCGGCUGGAGCCCUUUUAUCAAGGCGACCGACACCUACGUCUGAGUGAGGGACGUACAGCAGGCUUGCAAGGAAUAUCAUUUACUGAUUUUCCUGAUUUCGAUGAAUCUCUUUCUGCAGAAGAAAUCGAGAUUGAGAUCAAGGCUUCCGGUGUCAAUUUUCGCGAUAUCAUGAUCGCCAUGGGACAGAUGUCAGACGAAAACGUUGCAGAGGUCGCUGGUGUAGUGACAAAGGUUGGGCGAGAUGCACAGCUAGGGUUCGUAGAGGGGGAUAGGGUUUACACAUGGCACGUUCCUCGAUUUGCAAGCCACGUUCGAUGUCCCUCGAUGAAUGUACAACAUAUUCCUGCUGGUAUAUCAUUCGAACAAGCACCAUCAAUACCCAUCAUCUAUUGUACCGCGUAUCACUGUCUUUUUACUAUUGCGCAACUUCGCCCUGGUGACACGAUAUUGAUACACUCCGGUGCUGGGGGAGUCGGCCAGGCAGCCAUUGUUCUUGCGCAGUACCUGGGAGCUACAGUAUUCACGACAGUCGGUUCAGACCAGAAAAAGCAACUGCUAAUCCAGCAGUAUAACCUUCCCGAGCACCAUGUUUUUUCCAGCCGGUCGACUGGAUUCGCUAGCCAGAUCCGUGCACUGACUAAAACUCGAGGCGUGGAUGUUGUUCUUAAUGCUCUUUCGGGCGCCUUCUUGCAGAGUUCUCUCGAUUUAUUGGCUCCACUUGGUCGAUUUGUGGAGAUUGGGAAGAGCGAUAUACUGGCACAUGCUCGCCUGGACAUGAGUACCUUUUCACGCUCCAUAUCCAUCUCCGCCGUAGACCUCGUUUUGGUGAUGCGAGAAAAGCCGCGGUAUAUGGCAGAUAUCUUUGCUCGAGUACACCAGAUGCUAGCCGGACAUCAAAUCAGGCCUGCGUAUCCUAUCAAGUCUUUCCCAAUCUCGGAGUUAGAACAGGUAUUCCGGUCAAUGCAAAAGAGACAGCAUAUUGGCAAACUGGUUGUUAUACAUGGAAGUGAUGAUAAGGUCAAAGUCAUACCCCAGGUGCCUCCCGUGGUCCGGUUGCGACCGGAUGCUACUUACCUCAUAGUUGGUGGGCAAGGUGGCCUGGGACGUUCACUCAGUGUUUUGAUGGCAAAAUGUGGUGCUCGAUACAUUGUGUCUUUGUCUCCCUCAGGUGCCGAGAGACCUCUCACACGGGGUCUUAUUGAGGAGCUGGAGCGAAUGAAGGUUGCCUUUCGCGCGGUCUCGUGUGACAUCAGCGAUCGUCUUCAGCUUCAAACUGUUUUGAUGGACACGAAAAAGGCUCUGCCUCCUAUUCAUGGCGUCAUUCAUGCGGGGCUAACGCUAAAGAACUCCAGCUUCGACAACAUGACACUCGACUCUUUCCAGCAGGUCCUAAAGCCCAAGCUGGGAACAUAUAACCUUCACGAAUGCCUCCAAGACCAGCCCCUAGACUUCUUUAUUAUGCUCUCAUCGUAUGUUGGAUUGCUCGGAAGCACUGGCCAGGCCAAUUACGCAGCACCGUCCACCUUUCAGGAUGCUUUUGCGCGUUGGCGGACCAGCCUCGGUCAGCCCACAUAUUCACUUGAUCUGGGAACGGUUCUAGGCGCCGGCUCCCUUCAUGAGAGACCUGAAGCACUGCCACACUUCGAAAAUAUGCGACUCGGUGGACUUCCACUCUCUGCACUACACGCCCUUCUUGGCUACACCAUGUCCAAUCCUCCUGCGCAUUAUUCCAAUAGCCAGAUUGCCAUCGGCUGGGCGCCUCCGGCGACAUGGUCUCCAACCCAGUACGCUACUCUUGAUCCUCUCGUUUCGCACCUUUGCUUGUCUCCAGCUUAUCCCUCAGACAAAGCGACCAGCAAGGACUUGGCGGUAGACAUGCCACAUGUACAAGCGGCUGAACCUCUUUCCCAAGUUUUGCCCCGCUGUCGAAACCCCAAGGAACGUAGCUCUACCAUUGUUGAGGCACUGAUUGAUCAGAUUGUCGAUAUUCUCGGUGUUGCCGCGGAAGACGUCAACCCGGGCAAUUCAAUCGGAGAACAUGGAGGUGAUUCAUUGGUGGCCAUUGAGUUCCGCAACUGGUUCCGUAAAGAGAUCGGAUAUACCUUCACCACGGACCAGGUGACGAGCCAACUUUCCAUACAGCAGCUGGCCAUUCAAGCGUCUGGCUGA